AAAUAUGCUGUCUGUUUUAUUGACAAAAUCUUUCUAUUAGUUGAAUUUAUUAUUUUCUAAACGCUGACAUUUCUGUCCAUGCAGUUUGUCACUGGCAGCCCUACAGCAGGAAAAACACGGGUGCAAGUAAUAAAAUUAACAUGGCUGAAUUCAUUUUAGCUGCUCAGUUUCAGGGUAAUUGUGCAUGCUGGCUCACUGUCACACAGGCAUUUCUUACUGUCUGGGACACUAGAAUAAAACAGAGCCAUUCUUAAUGUUAUUAGUAACACCUGUGCUUUUCCUACUAAGAUAAGUCAAAAUGUCUGCUGUGAAAAAGGCCUGUUGUGCUCCAGCUAUCUGCACCUGUUUUUCCAGCCUGCUCCCUUUUGGACUGACUGCCUCUUGCUGACCUCAGUUCUGAAUAUAGACUAAAUCUGCACAGGUUUGCACCAUCAUGUGUGCUAAGGCUGAGGCAUGCAUGUGCGAAUGAGGCUGCCUCCUGCGCCACCUCCUCGCCAUCUCCAUCACCGGCGUCCUGUGCUCUGCAUCCCUCUGCGGAGGACUUGUCAGUGCAGCUGCCAUAGCAGCUUCAGCAUCAUCCCCUCAUCCGUCUCUGCAGCAUCCUCUCCAUCCUCGAAAGCAUCCAUUUCUCACAAGCAGCCCAGCGCUUCCGAGCUGCACACGCCCCCUCUCUCUAAGAUCUCUUUCCUCCAGCAUCUGUGUGUCGCACACAACAGCAGCCAGGCAGUCACAUCCUGGGCUAAAUUACCCUUCUGCAUCGCCCUCUUCCCUUCGGCUCGUCUGAGCUUCCCACUGCAACAGUCCCCCUCUCCCAUCCUCUUCACCAUCAUCCGCUCUCCGAAGCACCGUUCAGGAAAAAGAAGGCAAGCUGUCUCUUCUUCCUGCAAAAGUGUCUGUUGGCUGGGCAGCUGGUCUUCCACUGUCCCUCUGGAGGAUGAUCCUGUGGAUGAAGACAGAGGAGAUGGCCCUGGGGGAGCUGCUGGAGAGACUAAGGACAGUCAGCCAAAGCAUAGAUGAGAUCAUGCAGCUGGACAGCAGUCCCCUCUGUGCUGCUGACAUCACCCCUGACCUCAAGAAGCAGUUUGCCUUCCUUUCAGGAGGUAGAGGAGAUAAUGGCAGCCCCAUCAUUGUGUUCCCAGAAUUCCCUGCGUUUGGAGAGAUCACAGACAGAGAGUUUCACAACGUGCUGACCUACCUGACUAGCGUGCCCAGUUUGUCUUCGACAGACGUGGGUUUCAUCUUGGUGAUUGAUCGCCGGCAAGACCGAUGGGCGGCUGUCAAAGGGACCCUGCUUCGUAUCGCAGGCUCCUUCCCAGGGAACCUCCAGCUGGUUCUGGUCCUGAGGCCCACCACCCUCCUGCAGCGUACACUCUCAGACAUCCUCUUCAAGUUCAACAAGGAUGAGUUCAAGAUGAAGGUGCCGGUGAUCAUGCUGAGCUCGAUAACUGAGCUGCACUCCUACAUCAACCGCACUCAGCUGACCCAGGAACUCGGGGGAGCGCAGGAGUACUGCCAUGAGAAGUGGAUCUCUCACCGCACUGCUAUUGAAGGCUUUGCAUUGAUGGUAAAGAAAACAGCACAGACCCUGCAGUCGUUUGGGACUGAGCUGGCUGAAACUGAACUCCCCAAUGAUAUCCAGGCCACAACCAUCCUGAUGAGCACACACACCAACAAGAAAGCCAAAAUGAAGGACGAUCUGCUGGUGGCUCUGGGUCAGGGCAGCAAGCUGCUGGAGAGCAUCAAUGAGCCUGUAGUGCGAGACCCCGACCACAACAUGAACCAGGAUGAACUGGAGAACAUGGCUACAGUGCAACGACUGCUGUCUCAGCUGGAUGAGACAGAAAGGGCUUUCGAUGAGUUCUGGGUGAGGCAUCAGACCAAACUGGAGCAGUGUCUCCAAUUGCGCCACUUUGAGCACAACUACAGAGAGGUGAGGGCUCUGCUGGAUCAGGUGUCUGAGAAACUUGCAACCUUCUCUGAGGUGGGAAUCAGCCCAGCCCAUGUUGACCAUAUCUUCUGUGAACUCACCACCUAUGAGGAGAGAGUCUGUGAGGUGCUGGACAAAGCCUUGUCGUUGGCCCGUGAGGGUGAUGAACUGAUCCAGAACUCCCACUAUGCUGAGGACUCCAUUCAGCCCAAAUGCAGCGAGCUCAGAGCGAUCAGUGAGAAUGUGUGCAGCAACCUGAGGGCCAAGAGGGACCACUUCCUCAAAGCCAUAGAGCUGCACCAUUGUUUGGAGAGGGCUUCUAAAUGGGUUGAUGAUGGUAUAUACCUGCUGGCGUCUCAGCCAGUAGACAAGUGUCAAUCACAUGAGGGGGCGGAGUUAGCCCUGCAGGAGCUGGAGCGUUACCUGGAUAACGCAGGCCAGAACCAACUGACAGACCUCAGUACCAUCUGGAGCGAAUAUGAGGCAGUGCUCAACCAGCAUUUCAGGGACCAAGUGGACAAGGUUUUCCAGAAGCAGGCGUCCAUGCAGGAGAUGUUUGACAAGAGGAGAGUCAGCCUGAAGAAGCUAGCAGCCAAACAGACCAGGCCGGUGCAGCCGGUGGCUCCCAGACCCGAAGCCUUCAUCAAAUCCCCUCUCAGCUCGCCUGCACACAGAGACCAGCAGGAGAAAAACUGCUCAGAGACAGACCCUGGGAACAACUGUGAGAAAGGAAACGGCCAACUGCAGAACGGAGACAGUAACAGCAGACAUGCCUCUCUAUCAGAGGAGGAGGAGAACCUGGCAGUGCUCAGGAGGCACGUUAUGAACGAGCUGCUGGAAACUGAGAGAGCCUAUGUGGAGGAGCUGCUCUGUGUAUUACAGGGAUAUGCCUCUGAGAUGGAUAAUCCAGCAAUGGUUCACCUCAUCCCCGCUCCUUUGCAGAACAAAAAGGAGGUUCUGUUUGGCAACAUGCCAGAAAUCUACCACUUCCACAAGAGGACAUUUCUGAGGGAGUUGGAGCAGUACACCGACUGCCCAGAGUUAGUUGGAAGGUGUUUUUUAGAGAGGAUGACAGACCUGCAGAUCUAUGAGAAGUACUGUCACAACAAGCCUCGCUCUGAAAGCCUUUGGAGGCAGUGCUCAGACUGCGCCUUCUUCCAGGAGUGUCAGAAAAAGCUGGAGCAUAAACUAGGUUUAGAUUCGUAUCUGCUGAAGCCUGUUCAGAGGAUUACCAAAUAUCAGCUGCUACUGAAGGAAAUGCUCAAGUACAGUAAGAGCUGUGCAGGGACCAAUGACCUCCAGGAGGCACUGACGUCCAUCUUAGGCAUCCUCAAGGCUGUCAAUGACUCCAUGCACCUCAUCGCUAUUACAGGAUAUGAGGGUAAUCUGAGUGAGCUGGGUAAGCUGCUGAUGCAGGGGUCAUUCAGCGUGUGGACAGAGCACAAGAAAGGUCAUGCCAAGGUUAAGGAUCUGGCCCGUUUCAAGCCCAUGCAGAGGCACCUCUUCCUCCAUGAGAAGGCACUGCUCUUCUGCAAGAGGAGGGAGGAGAACGGGGAAGGCUACGAGAAAGCUCCCUCAUACAGCUUCAAACAAUCUCUGAAUAUGAGUGCUGUUGGCAUUACUGAGAAUGCAAAGGGAGACAACAAGAAGUUUGAAAUCUGGUGCAACUCCAGAGAAGAGGUCUAUAUUGUUCAGGCGCCAACGGCUGAAGUGAAAACCACUUGGGUAAAUGAGAUCAGGAAGGUUCUGACAACCCAGCUGGAAGCGUGCAGAGCCAGCCAGCAGAGGGCACCAGACCAGGUUUUCCAGUUCCCUCCUGUGCUCAGUGGAUCAGUGAGUCUCAGUCCAUUCAAGUCCGGUCAGAAGAGCUUUAAAAGGGGAGAGGAGAAGAAAGCUGAGCCCUGCAGCCCUGAUGCCAACUCCUCUUCUGUACCAAAGCCCACAGGAAAAGAUGAGGCUGUGACAAGCCCUACCUCAGACAGAGCUGCUGUGGCUAAAAAGCGCUUUACUUUACAGGGAUUCAGUAACCUCAAAGUUCAGAAAGAGCCCUCAACUACUGAUGAUAAAAGUUUUACAUUACCCAUGAUGAUCCUCCCGUCACCAGGAUCCCCCUCAAGCCCUGAUCACAAGACGAAACGCCAGAGCGAUCCCACACCAUUCGGCUUCAAAGAUGCAGGUCCUCCCCCCCUCUACCUGAGCAGGGCCAGGUGGUUCAGCACCUCUAGUCUCUUACAGACAAAGUGGAGAGGCUGGAAAAAGGCCUCCCUGUCACUGGAUGCCUCAGAGGAGCAUGACGGCUAUUCCAGUGCCGAGGAUCCUCUUAACUCUGACCCAGAGGACGACAACAGCAAGAAGCUGUGUGCCGGCAAAUAUACAGUGAUGGCUGACUAUGAGAAGGGCGGCGCUCAAGAGCUCUCAGUGAAGAGCGGAGAAAUGGUGCAGCUGGUCAAGGAGGAGGAUGAUGGACAGUGGCUUGUACGUAACCUGAGCACUUCUGUCGAGGGCUGGAUCACAGCUGCUAACCUUAUCAUGCUCAUUGGAAAGUCCAAGUCUUGCCAGUCUCUCACCAGCUCAGAAGGCAGUGGCUCUGGAAACCUCAGCACAUCGUCCAGCUGCAGUGAGACCUACACAAGCUUCUCUGACAUCAAACCCUGAACUCUUCAGCACUUCUUCCAUCACCAAACUGCCCUCACAAAUGCUAGCAUCAUGUGGCUAUCUGUGCUGUAUUGCCAACAUCGGUACUCAUAAGAAUUUUGUCAGGUUUCCACAGAAAGCUGUAUUUUUCAGUUUUUAAAAUCAUUCACAUGCACCAGUUAUUACGAUAAUGUUAUACAUGUGCACAUGUUAUAGAUUUCAUUGUGGUGCAAUUGUGCGGUGAAAAUAAAUACAUCAGACAGUAAUUUCACAGUAUAGUAAAGUGAUCUUCCUCUAGCCAUACACUUAUCUGUAUAUUUUUUUAUGAAGAACAGAGGAAUCCCUGUGAUUAUAAUGUAACAGAUGUAUGAAUGGGCCAGCGGGACUGAUCUCAAUCAAUGCAUCUAUUUGUGUUCACAUUGAAAGCGGAUAAAGAUUUGUGAUCAUAUGUGGAUGACGGUUGUGUUCAUCUGCACUAAUUCACCCGGGAGUUUAUAAUUCCACUGUUACUGUAAAUAAAAAAGAGGGAGCGAAAUAAAUACGUAUGGCUUGUUAACCUUAAUGAAUGUUUUCUCAGAGCCUAAUCACCCUUUGUCCUCUGCUUUUUUUCCCCCUUUAAAUGUGUUUAUUUAUUUGUAAGAAACAAAAAGCUCACACAUAUGUAGUCACUUUUUAAUUUGCUUCUCAUCUCUUCAUUUCUUACUGUCUUUUUAUUCUCUUCCUGUCUGUCAUUUGUGUCUGUGUUGUUAGCCCAUCAAUAGAAACCUGUUCUGCCACCAGCUGCCCAGACUUAUGUGUAUGAGCUAAUGUCUUUUCCGGUCUCUGACGGCCUCAUGGUCAAACUCUGUGGGCUUUCAUGUACGCUGCAGUUUAAAAAUGUUUCUCCAUAUGAAUAAUCAGAGAUCACUGUAUAGCGCUAACUUAUUCCCUGUGGAGGGAUCAUGUUCUGAAUGUAGAUAUUGUUCAUUAAUAUCUCUCUCAUCAAAUGUUUAUUUGAGAUGCUAUAUUGUACAUUAAGUAUGGUGAUUGUCUAAUUUUUUUUACAUAAACGACUUGUGAUAAUUCA
Messenger RNA from Siniperca chuatsi (mandarin fish), 5627 nucleotides. It is a transcript of the gene mcf2lb, whose product is annotated as mcf.2 cell line derived transforming sequence-like b. The record is from RefSeq and is a predicted model, not a curated record. The transcript has 35 exons. Gene Ontology annotation, biological process: intracellular signal transduction; positive regulation of Rho protein signal transduction. Bases 935 to 4582 code for a protein of 1215 amino acids. Lineage: Eukaryota; Metazoa; Chordata; Actinopteri; Centrarchiformes; Sinipercidae. Gene Ontology annotation, molecular function: guanyl-nucleotide exchange factor activity; protein binding. Gene Ontology annotation, cellular component: extrinsic component of membrane; cytoplasm.